Molecule: messenger RNA, 795 nt
Organism: Rotaria sp. Silwood1
Lineage: Eukaryota; Metazoa; Rotifera; Eurotatoria; Philodinida; Philodinidae
Source: the annotation of a GenBank genome assembly
GCCGUCUACGUUGCUAAUCGUGAAAAUGGUCAGAUUUUAGUAUGGACUAAUGGAUCAUCGACUCCGACACCAAUUAUUUCGACGAAUUCGACUAAUAUAUGGAGUAUUUUUGUCACAACCGAUGGUGACAUUUAUGCUGACAAUGGUAAUGAGAAUGGUCACGUCAAUAAAUGGACAUUCAACGCAACGCAAAAUGAGAUUGUCAUGAAUGUCCAUGGCUGGUGUACAGGACUUUUCGUCGACAUCAAUUACCAUUUAUAUUGUUCUUCGACUAAUAAUCAUCAUGUGAUUAAGAUACCACUUAACAAUGGGCAAACUGUACCGAUGGUAGUGGCUGGCACAGGAUGUCGUGGUCCUGUGCCAAAUAUGCUUGAUCAUCCGCAUGGAAUUUUCAUCGAUAAUAAACUCAACUUAUAUGUAGCUGAUACUCAUAAUAACAGAAUUCAACUUUUUGCACCUGGAAAAAAAGAUGCUAAAACAAUUGCCGGUUUCGGAGCAAAGGUUCGCUUCAUACUCAAUAGGCCAACAGAUAUUGCGCUCGAUGUCGACGGUUACCUAUAUAUUGUGGAAAGUCAAAAUCAUCGAAUCAUCCGAUCAAUUCCAAAUGGAUUCAAAUGCUUGGUUGGAUGUUCUGGUGAUAGUGGAAAAGCAUCAAGUCAAUUGAAUUAUCCACAAACAAUGGCUUUCGACACAAUUGGGAACAUAUUUGUGAGUGAUUUCAACAAUCAUCGAAUUCAAAAAUUCCAGUUAAUUAAAAAUUUAUGCGGUAUGUCUAUUUCUAUUAUAACUGAGUAA